Molecule: messenger RNA, 4389 nt
Organism: Vanessa atalanta (red admiral)
Lineage: Eukaryota; Metazoa; Arthropoda; Insecta; Lepidoptera; Nymphalidae
Product: transmembrane protein 135-like
Exons: 9
Coding region: 422-1624 (400 amino acids)
Source: RefSeq, a predicted model, not a curated record
CACUUGAUUUGACAUAUAUAUAAUUAUUUUGAAAUGUAAAAUUUGAUACGCAGACUGAAGUUUCAUAGGGUUUUAUAGUACGUCGUACGGAUAACCCUUGGAUAUUCCAGUGAGAAGACACUCGUCAUUUUCAAACAUACUGGUUUAUAUUAUAUUAUACGGUGAACUGACUUUGUCGUUUUCGUUUAUUCGUCGGCUUAAAUCUUUGGAUUGGUUGAGUUUUCAUUGCAGUCAGUCGUUGAUUGUGUUUGUUGCCUGGCGAUCGUUACCAUCGAAUACUGAGCAGCUAAAACCGAAUAAUAUCUAACAAUACUUGUGUCUUAGUAGAUUGAAUACAAUUAUACAUAACGUAUUUUUUGCAUAAUAUCUACAUGAACUUUUAUUUUGUUUGACCGUGGAAAAGUGUUUGUAAAUAGCGAAAAUGGUUGAAGCUAGUAAACUAUGGUUCGAUAAAGCUUGUAGCGCUUGUGAGUGCAAUACAUUAAUACACCCAUGGACAUAUAAAUGUUCUGAUGCUACAACUACUAUGUUAUUGAGUUGUAUAAGAGGAAGCUAUAAGUUUUAUGCGAUGGUUUAUAUUAUACAAAUAUUGAUGAGGGGUAAAAAAUUAAGUAAAAAAGAUAUGAUUGAACAAUUCAAGUUAUAUUUAAAAUCUGGAGUCUUCGGUCUAACUGUUGGAAGCUCGUUUGUUACAUUGAAUUGUAUAUUUAGAAAAUUAUUCUUCAGUCAGUUUUCAUAUUAUGCUACAGUGUUACUACCAUGCACCAUAAGCGGGUUGGCUGUAUACUUUGAACCUCCUUAUAGAAGAGUUUUGGUUGUCAAUUUGUUUGUAAACUUGGUAUUCGAAUAUUGGUUACGAACAUUAGAAGCGAAAGGAUUUUGGCGACGGUCAGCUGGACGUGAAACUCUGAUAUUCAUGCUGGGUAGUUCUAUCUUCUUCUAUCUUAUGCGAUUAGAAAGAGAGAACACGAAACGUACACCCCUAUUCUGGUUCUUCACUCCUCCACGAGUCUCUAAAGAAGUUGGUGAACCUGUUAAAGGUAUCGAGGGAAGGAGUCCAGCAUGUCCUCACAGAGGGCCCUGUAUGAAUUACAUCUUUAAGGGGGCAGCACAGUUGUUCGGCGUCGGUUGCCUCAUGACAGCUCUCAGGACAAUCAUACCGCGGCUCCUGACACCGACGAAAGCUUUGAAAUCGUUGAAGCUGUCGCAUUUGAAGCUUGGAUUGUUCUUUGGUGGAUACAUUGGAAUUUAUCGGCUGGUUAUAUGCCUGCUAUGUCGUGCGAACGGUAGAGACAGCGCGCUGUACGCUCUGCCGGCGGGCUUCUUCGCGGGCGCGGCCUUCAGAGCGUCUCCGUCUACCCCCAUUUCCUUAGCACCGAUAACAUCUACUUUACAGAUUCUCUUCUCAUGGGCGUACCAAAGAGGCGCUAUACCCGAACACUGGCCGCUCGUUGAGAUACUGUACUGCUUGUGUCAGGGCCUCUUGUUCCACGCGAGGGUGAUGCAUGAAGACGUCUGCCCCAAGUACAUCAUUAAUUUGAUGCACACAGUCACCAGUAAUAAAGCUGACGAAGUUCAAGCUGCAUUUAUACAGAAGAUAAGAGCCGCCGGUGGGUAUGAAUGAGGCCGAUAGUUUAAUAAAACGCAUUUAAUUACAAAUAAGUUUAAAUAAAUUAAAAAAUUGUAGCAAAAAUGUGACACAGCGGAAUCUACAUCUACAUAUAUAUCAUACUACAUACACAUACAUGACACCACUUUGGGUGGCAAAAGAUCGUAACUAAAUUAAAAUCCAAUCCCAAUAUUCUUGAAUAAAAUAUACGAAAAUAAUAAAUAGUGUUUGCGCUCUUUUGAAAGUAUACAUAUUUCACGCACGACCUUUUGCAUUAACAGUGACGUAUUAACUUCAAAGGUCAAUGACUGUAAAGGCGAAGCGUUUUUUGUUACAUUAGCACGUGUGACAGUAUAAAGCGAAUUGUUUUUGGCGAAAAGGUCACGCACUCAGAGCUGUGCGCUAUGUUUAAUAGUAACAUGAGGCGACCGUGACGUCAUAGGUAUCUUUAAUAAACCUAAUCGAAUUGAGUCAAAGGACUGAUUUACACGUAUUGAACGUAAACGUAAAAGUUAUCGAGUAGUAACUACAUUUUAAGUGAAGUGAUAUUUAGUAAACGUCCACACGUCCCCACGUAUAUGAUAGUUAAGUUCAUUAGUUCACUCAAGAGGGACGACCAAAGUUGUGAAUUUAACUGAUAUUUAAUUAAUUUUGUGUAAACGUGUCAAGUUUUAGCCACGCCCACUAAUUGAAAAAUUAUAAUGUGAAACAUUUAUAAUGUGAUUACUACUAGUACGUAAUAUAUAAUUACUACUUGUAACUCAAUUGUUAUCAUCUAUUAAGUAACUGAAAUGAUGUUAUUUAGUAAACUAAUUAACAAUUUCAUACGUGUUUAUCAAACUGAAAAAACAAAGUUUGCAAAGAACGUGCGAUACAAUUGCAAGUGCGGGUAGUCUAAUUCUAGCUGGGUCGCAAUUUUUCCUAUGAUUUUUUAGGGGUUUGUAAAUGUAAAUCACAUAUUGUGUUUCCAUAUGUGGAUUAAUAUAUAUACAUAUAGUGUAGAAAACAGAUAAUAUAUUGUUGUUCUUGUAUUAUUUAGGUGCUACGUGGGAUUUGUAUUGGGUAUUAAUUGAUUUUUAAAUGAGAACUCAUUGGCUACAAACUUUUUGUGUUAUAAUUGUUUUUUAAUCACCAAAAUGUAAGCCAAUUUAUUUUCAUCCAAUUAUUAACUUAUCUCUCUUGAUGAUUAAGAUAAUCAUAUAAGUAGUUUCACGCAUUUAAAAUUUGAUUGUUGAUAUUUGAUUUUCAAUGAUCAAGUAUUAUUAGAUAAACAAACGUAAGCAUCGGUUGAAUGUAAUAUAUUAAUUAAACUAAAUCUAACUUUGAUCAAUAUAUCAACUAUCAGAAACUGGAGUUAGUGAACCAAUUUUUGUUUAAAAUGAAUGUACUUAUUGAGUUGUGAAAAUAUAUGAAAUAAUUUUUUUUUUAAGGACAAGCUUUAUCGAUAUAGCAAUUUUUAGUAAAAUUACACACAAUUGUCGUAAUCUUGUAUACAUUUUUUCAAUCGUUUUUUCAUUGCAGUGAUGUAGCAAUAAUUAGUAACCAAUUUUGUUAGAAUUUAGAACAAAUGAAAUUAGAAUAGAUUUUUUUUUUUUAUUGUUUGUUUAGACAUUGAACCUUCUUGCUAUUGGCGGAUUAGUCUGAUAUAAAAAUACUCUUUUUAUGUGUAACACUUUAGUUAACGAAGAAAAGAUUACUUAUCAGUGUAAGCAUUGAAAAUUAUUUUGGACAUUUUUAUACGCAUUCUGGAAUUUGUAACACUAAAACUGUAAUUAUUUACAAUGUGUUGUUGUUAUUAUUAAUAUAAUAAUCCUCCAUAGUUUCACUGUGGGAUUAAAUAUAGACUCAUCGAAGCAGUAGUGAUUUAUUAUCCUUUAACUUAUGACAUUCUAAUCAUAUUGAUAGAUUAUUGUCUUUGUUAUAACGGCAAUAAUUUUCAAUAGGAAAUUUAAUUCUUAAGUAGAAUACAAUAGAGUCGUAUUUGCAUAUUCGUCAGCAGUGUCGUUUGCGAUAACAGUUACAACUUUUAGAGGAAAAUAGUAUUUUUUGUACAUGUUUUAAAUUAUUGUAUUUAAAACGUGAUCGAAUCGUAAUGUUCCCGUUUUGGGCAUGGUGUAUGGGUUUUAUUUGAAUAUUCUUUGACAAUUAAACAUUAAAAGUUUUAGAUACAUAGUUUAGACGUUUAGAGAUAUCACACAAGAUAUAGCACAAAGUAGAGUAAAGUUAUUUGGUUGAAAGUGAACCAUUAGGACAAUAAGUACAAAUACAAAUUGGGUGUCGUGUUUUACAAUAAAAUCCGGCUCGAAGGAUCAACUUUAAUGGUUUUAUUUUAUUUAGCGUUGCAUUUAAUUUGAAUGGUUUUUUACUAAUGUUUCCUAUUGAGGCCACAAUUUAGUGUUUUUUUUACACUUAAAAAGUGUACUUAUUAUAUAGGAUAUUGUUGUGGUGAUAAAAUUAUUUUCAUGCGCUUGCGCAACUAAUAUAAUUGAAAUCGGCAUGAUAAUAGCACCCUUUCCUGUAUAUUUUUGGGCUUAAUAGUAAAUAAUAUAAGAAUAAAAUAUGAAAUUUUUCAUUUUAUAUCUAGUGUAAAUAUAAUUUAAUGUGUACUAAUAUUUAUUGAAAAAAAAAAGAAUAAAUUGGAGCGUUCCGAUUUUAAAAUUAUUAUUUCCCUGUGACUAAUGAUUAUUGUUGUUAUUUGAACAAAUGUUUUAUGUUUAAGCACCGAAUAGUUUAAAUUGCCAUCAUAUUGUUAUAUUUUUGGAAUAAAAAUAUUAAGUACA